GACUGUAUGUGAGCUUCACCACACUCGAUUUCUAGGAAACAGAAAGUAUCAGUGUAGAGAAGGCUGUGUCCACAGAGCAGAGGGACUGGGGCGCAGAGCUGACAACCCGUAGAGCACUCUUCACCUCCCCACAUUAGGAUGAUGAGAGUGGUGGUUGUGAUCCCAGUCACCUUGUACCUGGUGACGGUGCUGGAAGGCGCGUUAAAAUGAAUGGGUCCCAAGAUACCUCGCGCACCCAAAGUGAGGAUCAUACCCCGGCCUAGACCAACGAGCCAGCUGAAGGAGAACAAUAACAGGACUCGAUUUCUAGGAAACAUAAAGUAUCAGUGUAGAAAAGGCUUUGUCCAGAGAGCAGAGAGACUGGGGCGCAGAGCUGACAACCCGUAGAGCACUCUUCACCUCUCCACAUUAGGAUGAUGAGAGUGGUGGUUUUGAUUCCAGUCACCUUGUACCUGGUGACGGUGCUGGAAGGAUUUCUGACCUGUCCAGAGGAGGAACACAUGGUCUCUUUCCCGAGAGACACCACUGCUGUCCUUCCUUGCCUUUUUCGUCCUUCUCUGAGAUUCUCAGACCGGCUGUUGAGAGUCUCGUGGCAGAAGGAACAUGAAGUGGAAGAUUUAGUUGUUCACUUCCAGAAUGGGAAUGACACAGGAGACAAACAGAAUGAACUGUUCAAGGGACGAACUACGAUGUCCAAGAACUGGUUUGUUGAAGGAAACGCCACCCUGAAGUUAGAACAUGUGAGAAAGAAGGAUGCUGGGAAAUAUACUUGUUGGGUCACUGUGUAUCCGAUCCGGCCAGGGCUACAAUGUAAAUGUUGUGUAGUGGUGCUGGAUAUUUCAGACCAACAGAACAUGAAGAUGACUAUUUCACCAGAAAUCGAGACUCAUCAGGCCAGGCAACAUUUUUCCAGUCUUCAACAGUCCAAUUUUGGGAAUGAUCACUCUCAUGCUGUGUGGGAGCGUGUCCUGGCUGCGUGUUUGUUCCUGCUCGUCGUGGUACUGUUCAUCUUUCUUCCCUAUUUCCUGUUCAGUAGACAGCACUCCGGUCCAUACAGGAUCCUGUGAGCCGCUCGCGCUGCUCACUCCUCCCUGGUGCUUACAUCAUGAGGACUGAAAGAUGAUGGCGGCCCCUAUGGUGACACAAGCAAUCCAUGUGAUUCACUUACUCGCAGGGGACAGACUCAUUUUGUGAAAUACUUACGGCACAAUCUGCACUUUCCUCUUCCCUGGGUCCGGUCGGUGGCGGUCGUUUGGACAUCCAGGAAUCUUGCUUCGGUUGGAUCGCUAAUGAUGAACUGUGCCGCACCUUCUACCAAAUCCUAAGUCUGAAAAGUUCUAGCUGCAUAGUAAUUUAUUUCGCAUGAAGUAAAAAAAAUGGCUGACGGUGGAGGGGGCGUGCCUCCAUAUUUAGUUUCUAAGCUUUAUAUAUGUUGUUCAGGUCAUGGGAGACCAGGUCAUGGCUUUCGCAGAGCUUCCCAUUGAAUAAAAAAAUAUAUAUUUUCAGUAAAAAUUUAGUU
Messenger RNA from Bufo gargarizans (Asiatic toad), 1519 nucleotides. RefSeq lists its product as uncharacterized. Bases 414 to 1067 code for a protein of 217 amino acids. The transcript is spliced from 5 exons. The record is from RefSeq and is a predicted model, not a curated record. Lineage: Eukaryota; Metazoa; Chordata; Amphibia; Anura; Bufonidae. Gene Ontology annotation, cellular component: external side of plasma membrane. Gene Ontology annotation, biological process: immune response; negative regulation of T cell proliferation; T cell costimulation.